AUGGACCGCGGCAAUGGCGCCGGUCCUCCUGGAGGUCCCAGCAGGGCCGAGCGAUUCGAGGACGAGAAGCGGCGCAUCAUCGAGACGUGCUUCAACAAAAAGGACCCCGACGGCUCCCUCCAGGAGACAUAUAUCACGCACAUUCGCAUCGUCGAGUUCUCGUCCCACCCGGCGUCGCCACCGCCCGCCAACGCGCGUGCCCCCGAGGCCGAGAAACCACGCGUCAUCAUCAUCGCGGUGCGCAAGUCCGGCCGUGUGCGCAUGCACAAGUCCAAGGAGAAUCCAAACGGGACCUACUCGAUCGGGAAGACGUGGAAUCUGGAUGACCUGACGCGGAUCGAGUCGUACACGGCCCCCAGUGUCUCAUGGGAGCACAGAGAAUCCGCGGGGGAGACGGGGUUCCUGGUCUCGCUCGGGAAACCGUACUUUUGGCAGGCACAGAGCGACAAGGAAAAGAAAUUCUUCAUUGCGUCCAUGAUCAAGAUCUACGGCAAAUACACGAGCGGAAAGGUGCCUGAGCUGGUAGGUUUCGAUCAGAAAGAGCUGGACCAGGUGCUUGGCGCUGGCAAGCGAUAUCCCCCUCCUCUGCAGCGGCAGCAGAGCAACCAGACGUGGAGCGCCUCAUCCGCCGCGACAGCCGUUCCACCCCCUUCUCUGCAGCGACAGCAGAGCAACCAGACAUUUGCCUCGUCCGCCGCGACAAUCGUGCCAGAUGCCUCGAGCCCGGUGCCCUCGGCCCUCACGCCAGGCCAACCCCCAGGCCAACCCCCAGGCCAACCCCCAGUCCAGCCCCCAGUCCAGCCGCCCAGUCAAGGCCAGGCGCGCAGUCGCAGCCGCAGCCGUGGUCCCUCGCCUGGCCGCGGCCCGCCCCCGUCGGUCACUGGUGAGCCACCCUCGAGGCCUCAGCAGUGGACACCACCGAUUCGAAACACGGCUGGUGGUGAUGGGUCACCCGCCGGCAGCAUUGACUCUACCACCUCGAGGGAAAGACCUGGUAUCCGGCAUGCCAACCCCAACAGCCGUAGCCAAGAGUCAGUUGCGAGGUCGUUCGCGACGGCACGAAGCGAGGAUGUGCCGAGCAUACCACCGCGCUCACGCAACGGGAUGCAGGGCCCUGGUGCGCCUGGCCGCUUCGGGGAUCCGUCAGAGCCUCCCACGCAGCCUCUACCUACUCCUCCUCAGCAGGGUCAGGCUCCAUCUCAGUCACGAUCACAGUCAUCGCUAGCCGGGUCCAGGCCGAGGACCCCCCGCGAAGAGCAGCCCUCCGCGCCCGAGCGUCGAAGGCCACCAAUGGAUCCCACGCGUCCACAAGACCGUGAUUUGGUACCGCCACCUCUGUCGGCCAAGAGGGAUGUCGCUGGCAGAGAGUCUCCAGCGCGAGACACGCCACCAAGAGCCUCGACACCCAAGGACCCGGUGGCACCCCCUCCGCGCAGCAGUGAGCGCAUGUCACCUAGGAAGGACUCCUUGAGCUACAGACCAGGCACCGCGACUUCCUUGGCAAGCACAAUACAGGACCGUAGCACUCCACCGCCAUCGUUCAGCGCGGCGGCCAAGGCUGAGUCUCCUCGGCCAAGGGAGCCUGUGGCAUCACCGCCAGCACCAGUGACCUCGCCCGAGCCGGAGGAGGCAAACACAGUCAAGAGUGAGGCGUCAGCCCCCUCGACACCCAUGAGCGAGCCCAUGUCACCACCUGAACCACCGCCUGUACCGGAAGAAGAAGCACGGCCUGGUCUGGGACCCAUGAUCAAAGCGCAGAGAUCAAAGGGCGAGAUUGCUGGCGCAUUCCGCAAAGCGGCGUCGGCUGCCGCCAUGGCCAAUGCAUUCAAGCCGCGCCCAGGAGGCGCUGGCGAGAGGCUUCGUCAAGCCGCGCAACAAAUGCAGAAUAAAACGUCCGACGAACCUGACGGCAUCACUGGCGUCGUCCCGGCACCGCCAAAACCAGUGCCAGAGCGACCCAAGUCAAGAACCGAGCGCGAGGCCACUCCUGAGCCUGUUCCUCCCCCAAGAGCACCGCAGCGUGCCUCCAGGGUCCCCGAGGUCAAGAUCUCGGUGCCGACCUCCAGCAGCCGACCGCCGAGUCAACAGGGCCCCGUCGAGGAGCAGACCAAGGAAGCUAUUGCCGUGCACGAGCUCGAGCCACCAAAGCCCCCGCCGCGUAAGUCGCUGGUCGCCCGGCAAGACGCGAAAUACCUCCAAAGCUUGGGCAUCGACCCGAUUGUCCUCGACGGCCGGAGCGAAGAGUUUGGGACCUGGCUUGACCAUUUUGGCUGGAUCCCUGGCCAGCAGAUGCAGUCCUGCAACAUGGAGGAGAUGCAGUUCGAUCUGGAGCGUGAGAUCAACAAGGCACAAGCUGGUGGUUGGCUGGCUCGCUUCCAGGAAGAGGAUGACCGCGUGGACGCAAUCAAACUAGGGAUCGAUGUCGCCAUCUCCGAGUGUGAGGAGUUGGAUAACCUUCUGACGCUGUACUCGGUGGAACUCUCCACCCUGUCCGAAGACAUUGCCUACAUUGAAGCGCAAGGUCAAGGUCUGCAGGUGCAGACGGCGAACCAGAAGCUGCUCAAGAAGGAGCUUGAAUCGCUCCUCGAGACAUGUGCCAUCACCAGCACGGACCUCGACCCUCUACGCCUCGCGCCAAUCGACCACCUCCGCGGUCUGGAGGACGUCGAGCAGGCAUUGGUCACGCUGUACAGGGCCAUGGCCAAAAUGGACGGAGCGCACAGUCUCAAGGCUAGUCCCACCACAGCUCCUGAUGGCAGUGGGCUCAAGUCGGACUUUGGUGACAUGCGAAUCGUGCAGGAGAAGAAGGAAAUGUACAUCCAAGAAAGCUCCAGCUUCAUUCGUCGGCUACUCGAGUUCAUGCCUCAGCAGUACGACCAGGCAUUUGCUGAGACGAAGCGAGCCAUGGAGGGCGCCCUAUCGAAGAAGGCCGAUGUAGCCCACCACGACGCGGGGCGAGACAUGCUGUGGCGGUACAAUCCUCUGAUGCUCUAUACUCGAUUCGCCGAGCGCGGCAGCUGGGAUGCCCUGGUUGCCAUGUACCAGGAAAAGGGAGCGCCCAUCUACAAGAACGAGUUCCUGACUGUCAUUAUGAGCUGGAAGAAGAAUGCUCGCAAGGUAACGGGCGGGGAAGCCGAGCUGCUAUUCACUUCGCAGAGCGAGAAGCAGCAGGAGAACGUGGCGACGGCGGCGAGAAAAGCAACCGUCAAGCGAAGCCAGACACUAGCGCGAGCCUGGCGAUCGCCUUUGGCCGAUGGCAACAGCAAGGGAGAGCGUGACAAGGCCGCCAACGAUGGGCGGAGCUUCCCAUACGAGGUGUUUGCCGGCGUGCUGGAUGAUCUGCUCCCUCUCGUCGAGAUGGAACAGAACUUUAUCAUUGACUUUUUCCACGCCACGACGCUCGAGCAAUCUGAUUUUCCCGAUUGCGUGGCUGCCGUGAAGCCUCGCGACCGUCGCGGCGGUGACUUGAGGCGCCACCGCUUGAUGGAGCCUGACCGUGACCUGGCGAAGAGGGUCACGCGCGCGAUGGAUGUCAUGUUUGCAUUCCUCGAUUCCGAGCUCACGAGGCUCAUGGAAUGGGUUAUUGGGCAGGACCCCAUGCAAGCCAUUGGUGUCAUGGUGACCGUGGAGAAGAAGCAGGCCGAGAUCUCCCAGUCCAACCAGGACUUCCUCAAUACCAUUUUCCAGAAGCAGCACGGGCUCCUCAAGGGUCGACUGCGCAAGUUUGUGGAUGACCAGGUCCGCGCCAUCGAGGACACCAAGGUCAAGAUCAAGAAGCGCAAGGGCGUCAUCUCCUUCAUCCGCGUCUUCCCCCACUUCUCGACCGCCGUGGAGAACAUGCUGACUGGCGUCGACACGACGCUGCCCAUCCGGAAGACGAUUGACAACGAGUACGACCGCAUGCUCAAGUCCAUGUUCGACUCGCUCAAGGUCAUUGCGCGCGAGAAUCCCGCGGUCGGUGUCUCGAUGGGUGGUGCGGACCCCGAGGACAAGGAAGCGCUCAACUUCCACAUUCUCCUCAUUGAGAACAUGAACCACUUUCUCGAAGAGACGGACACGCGUGGUCUCGAGACGCUCGAGACGUGGAAGACCAAUGCUGAGACGGAGUACCACGACCACAUGGAUCUUUACCUUGCCGCCGUCAUGCGUCGUCCGCUGGGCAAACUCCUCGACCACCUCGAGAACAUUGAGGCGCAGCUGCAAUCUGGCAAGGCACCCGUUUCCAUUGCCGCGCAACCAUCCAACUCCAAGAGCAUCUUCAACAAGGUCCUGGGCCAGUACGAUGCCAAGGAGGUGCGCAAGGGCAUCGAGGCGCUGCGCAAAAGGGUGGACAAGCACUUUGGCGACGCGGACGAUCCGGCGCUCAGUCGUGACCUGGUGGCCAAGGUGCUGCGGGAGUGUGAGGGGUUUUACGGGGAUGUGGAAUCGAGACUCGGACGAAUUGUCACGGAUAUCUACGGGGGAGACGUCUUGUUUGAGUGGCCCAGGGCCGAGGUCAAGGCUGCAUUUAGGUGA
Messenger RNA from Emericellopsis cladophorae, 4515 nucleotides. RefSeq names its product Exocyst complex component-like protein. Gene Ontology annotation, biological process: Golgi to plasma membrane transport; exocytosis. Bases 1 to 4515 code for a protein of 1504 amino acids. The record is from RefSeq and is a predicted model, not a curated record. Gene Ontology annotation, molecular function: phosphatidylinositol-4,5-bisphosphate binding. NCBI's taxonomy places the organism in Eukaryota, Fungi, Ascomycota, Sordariomycetes, Hypocreales, Bionectriaceae. The transcript has 2 exons. Gene Ontology annotation, cellular component: exocyst; plasma membrane.